AUGUUAUCAAGUCGAGAGUCUAACGAUGAUUAUGAAGUUUAUAAUAUAUUAGGAAAGGGAAGUUUUGCUUCUGUAUUUCGUGCAGUUAAUAAAAAUAGUAGACAAGAAGUAGCAAUAAAAAUGAUUGAUAAAAAAAUCAUGAAAGCCAAAGGUAUGAUAAGUAGAGUUAGAAAUGAAGUUGAAAUACAUUCACAGUUAAAACAUUCCUCACUAUUAGAAUUGUAUGAUUAUUUUGAGGACAAACAAUAUGUUUAUAUAAUUUUGGAAUUGUGUCAUAUGGGGGAACUUGGAACAUAUGUAGCAUACAAUAAGUCAUCAGGAAAGGGUGUUAAUGAAAAUCAAGCUUGCCGUUUUAUGAAACAAAUUCUAGAAGGGGUAUACUAUCUUCAUUCACAUCAAAUAGUUCAUCGUGACUUGACAGUUUCCAAUAUUUUAUUAGACAAAAAUUUAAAUGUGAAAAUUGCAGAUUUUGGCUUAGCUAUCCACUUAAAAAAACCAGAUGAAAAACAUUUUACUAUGUGUGGAACCCCAAAUUUUAUUUCUCCGGAAACUGUUUUAAAUUCCCCACAUGGUAUGAAAGUAGAUAUUUGGAGCUUGGGUUGUAUUAUGUAUACUUUGCUUUGUGGCUUACCCCCAUUUGAUACCCAAAAUAUUGAAUCAACUUUCAACAAAAUUAUAUCUGGUAAAUUCUUUCUUCCUGCAUACCUAAGUUCCAAUGCUAAAGAUUUGAUAUACCGAUUUUUGAGGACUGAACCUUCUUCUAGGAUUAAUUUAGAAGAAGCCUUGAAACAUCCCUUUAUAACAAAUGUAAUUUCUUCCUCAAAAAGCGAUGUGAAUGAUUCUACUAUGAUCUUUAGAAAGUUUCGUUUGCCUCAAAAAUCUUUAAACCUAAAUCCGGACCAAUGUGCACCCAAACAAAAUUAUAAAAAAAGUGAUGACAUUUACAAUAAUCCUGUUGGUAAAAAGGUAAAUGGCCUUAGAAGAUUAAAUUUUACCCCUAAAUUAUCGAUCCUUGAAGAAAAUGAAUACUCUAGCAAUCAUGAAAUUAAAACUAACCUUGGUACCAUCAAAAAUUCGCCCUCUUUUGUGAAAUCUUUAUCCGGAAUCUCAACAAAUUACAAUGAAACUAAUCAGAGCUUAUCUCCGAACACGUUUGUAAAUAAUCUUCGACAACAGCUGCAAAAUUUGAACUUGCGUUUGAAUGAAAAACCAACUGAUAAAGAGGAAAAUCAAACCAAACACUUGAAUAACCAUGACAUAAUCACGAACGAUAAAAAAAGAUUGAAACUUUCUGAUUUAAACCCUAUUCAAGAUGGAGAUACUAAAGUAUUGCGAGACACUACUAAUAAUGCUGACUUGAACAUCAAGAUAUGCGGCAAAAUGAAUAGAUUUGAUGAUCAGGAAAAUAGCGAAAGAGGUAACCGUAGUAACCCAAAUAAGCGAGAACGAUUAGGUUGGAUAACCGAACCCAUAAACACCGAGCGACUUAAACCAUUCAAACAACGAAAUAAAAAUAUCGUGAUGUCCAUAUUACCUGGUGGUGACGUCAGUUUAGAAUAUAUGGGCAUGUUACCUGAUUCUAGAUACGAACUACAGGAAAUUUUUAAAGUCUCUCACGAUGGCUAUAAAAUUGAAAUACUAAAUAUCGUCCAUAGAAAAAACGACAAUCUCUAUAAUUCUUCUCGUUGGAAAAUUUAUCAAUUCAACGAAUUACCUAGGUGCUACUGGAGGAAAUAUUUGUUGACAUCGAGGUUCGUUAAACUUAUGAAAUCAAAAACUCCUAGAAUAACCGUAUACACACCUAGGGCUAAGUGUCAUUUGAUGGAAAAUUUACCAUUACAAGACUUUGAAGCAAAUUUUUAUGAUGGUGCAAAAUACAUCGUAAUUCAAAAUCUGACAAAUGACUAUAAUAAACGUCGAAGAUCAAACUCUAAAUUUUUAGAAGAUGAAACAUCAAACCUUUCCGUAAAAUACAUCGCUAAGGAUUCUCAAUCCAUUCGAGACAUAACUCAUUUAUUAAAAAGCACUCAAUCUCAAAAAAAAUCGAUUGAAGAGAUUACAAAUCAGAGCCAAGAUUUAUCCGAAGUGAUGACUUAUCGAGAUUACACAUUUAAAAUUCAAAAGUCCCUAGAUUCUAUAAUGCACAGUGAUCUUUCAACUAAUGUCUGCAUAUCUAACAAUCGUAAUACCGCUCCUUUCCCUAUAAUUAUUGGAACCAACCCAAAGAGAUAUGCAACUUUUAAAGGAAUAAACAAAGAAGCGAUACCGACACCCAGUGGAGUUAAGGAUUGGGCUCACACCAUGAAAGAUGACAAAAAAAUUAUUCAUAGAAACUCAAUUUGUGAUACUGUUGAUGGUUAUAAUCAAGAGGCAAGUGAUAAAUUAUUUCUGCCUUUUAAAGAAACAUCCAAAUACCCGUUUCAUACAAAUAAUGUUUCGACUUUGUUUUCAUCAAAUAAUGCUAUGGGCUCAACCUUAAUGUCAAAUAUUAACGAUAAACUAAAGGAUAUCAGUUAUGAGGACAAAUCUUUAACAAUAAAUAGCCAAAAUUCAAACUUUACAAAGUAUAAAUUAGACAAUAUACCUUCGACCAAAGACUUGGUGUCAGCUUACAUACCUGGUUCCUGUUGGGGCUUGUUUGAUCCAACGAGUCAAAAGUUAACGGCCAAAUUUUUAGAUGGCAUUCAGCUUAUUAUCGAUUUAAAUAAUAUGGAUAGGAUCAAGUAUAUAGAUACCAACGAGAAUCACUUCUCUAAAGAUGCUAGUCAUUAUCCAAGAGAAAUAAAUCCUAAAUCUGAUGAUAUCUCAUUGUUCAUUAAACAAAAAUUGCAAAAAAUUCCUUUGCUAUUGGAAAACAUAAGUAAAAAUUGUCGCAAAAAUUGUUAA
Messenger RNA from Gordionus sp. m RMFG-2023, 2886 nucleotides. RefSeq names its product serine/threonine-protein kinase PLK4-like. Gene Ontology annotation, molecular function: ATP binding; protein serine/threonine kinase activity. Bases 1 to 2886 code for a protein of 961 amino acids. Gene Ontology annotation, cellular component: cytoplasm; nucleus; centrosome. The transcript has 17 exons. The record is from RefSeq and is a predicted model, not a curated record. Gene Ontology annotation, biological process: protein phosphorylation; mitotic spindle organization. NCBI's taxonomy places the organism in Eukaryota, Metazoa, Nematomorpha, Gordioida, Chordodea, Parachordodidae.